AUGGCAGACUACCUGAUCAGCGGUGGCACCCGCUACGUGCCCGAGGACCGGCUCACCGCACAGCAGCUCUUUGCCAGCGCCCACAGCCUCACCUACAAUGACUUCCUGAUUCUCCCAGGAUUCAUAGACUUCAUAACUGAUAAGGUGGACCUGAGCUCAGCCCUGACCUGGAAGAUCAUGCUGAAGAUGCCACUCAACUCCUCCCCCAUGGACCCUGUGACAGAGGCUGACAUGGCCAUCCCGAUGGCUCUGAUGGGAGGUAUUAGUUUCAUUCACCACAACUGCACCCCGGAGUUCCAGGCCAAGGAGGUGCGAAAGAUCAAAAAGUUUGAACAGGGCUUCAUCGUGGACCCCGUGGUGCUGAGCCCCUCGGAUGCUGUGGGUGAUGUGCUGGAGGCCAAGGUGUGGCAUGGCUUCUCUGGCAUCCCCAUCACUGAGACGGGCACCAUGGGCAGCAAGCUGGUGGGCAUCGUCACCUUCCGAGACGUCGACAUUCUUGCAGAGAAGGACCACACCACCCUCCUCAGUGAGGUGAUGACACCAAGGACUGAGCUGGUGGUGGCUCCAGCAGGUGUGAUGUUGAAAGAGGCAAAUGAGAUCCUGCAGUGUAGCAAGAAAGGGAGGCUGCCUGUCGUCAGUGAUCGUGAUGAGCUGGUGGCCAUCAUCGCCCGCAAAAACCUGAAGAAGAACCGAGACUACCCUGUGGCCUCCAAGGAGUCCCAUGAGCAGCCGCGAUGCGGGGCAGCUGUGGGCACCCAUGAGGAUGACAAAUACCGCCUGGACCUGCUCACCCAGGUGGGCGUCAACGUCACAGUCUUGGACCCUUCCCAAGGGAGCUCAGUGUAUCAGAUCACCAUGGUGCAUUACAUCAAACAGAAGUACUCCCACCUCCAGGUGACUGGGGGAAACAUGGUGACAGCAGCCCAGGCCACGAACCUGAUUGACGCUGGUAUGGAAGGGCUUGGCGUGGGCAUGGGCUGCAGCUCCAUCUGCAUCACCCAGGGUGUGAUGGCCUGCGGUCAGCCCCAGGGCACUGCUGUGUACAAGUAGGCCGAGUAUGACUGGCGCUUUGGUGCGCCUGUAAUAGCCGAUGGCAGCAUCCAGACCGUGGGGCACAUGCUCAAGGCCCUGGCCCAUGAAGCCUCCACAGUGAUGAUGGGCUCCCUGCUGGCUGCCACCACGGAGGUCCCCAGUGAGUACUUCUUCUCAGAUGGGGUGUGGCUCAAGAAGUACCAGGGCAUGGACUCACUGGAUGCCAUGGAGAAGAGCAGCAGCAGCCAGAAACAAUACUUCAUCGAGGGGGAUAAGGUGAAGAUUGCGCAGGGUAUCUCCAGCUCCAUCCAGGACAAAGGGUCCAUUCAGAAGUUCGUGCCCUACCUCAUAGCAGGCAUCCAGCAUGGCUGCCAGGAUACUGGGGCCCAGCUGUCUGUCCUUUGGUCCAUGAUGUACUCAGGAGAGCUCAAGUUUGAGAAGCGGACUAUGUUGGCCCAGAUGGAGGGUGGCGUGCAAGGCCUGUACUCUUACGAGAAGCGGCUGUACUGA
Messenger RNA from Piliocolobus tephrosceles (Ugandan red Colobus), 1542 nucleotides. RefSeq names its product inosine-5'-monophosphate dehydrogenase 1-like. Gene Ontology annotation, biological process: GTP biosynthetic process. Gene Ontology annotation, cellular component: cytoplasm. The record is from RefSeq and is a predicted model, not a curated record. Lineage: Eukaryota; Metazoa; Chordata; Mammalia; Primates; Cercopithecidae. Gene Ontology annotation, molecular function: IMP dehydrogenase activity.